AUGUUUCGUCGACAGGGUUUUCUUCAGGUAUCGCGAAUUUUCGUUUCUUUUAUUCAGAACUGCUAUAUCAUCGUAAUUCUUGUCUGUUUUUAUUAGCUCAGGCGGAUUGCUGCAAGAUGCGAAGGCGAACCUCCGAGAAGAAGUGGAAAAUGUGAGCUACGACUUUUACCCAGGAGUUAAGCUUGUUUAAGAAACACCCAAGUUCUAAAAAAGUAUUUGAUAAUACGAAAUUUAUUAAUAAAUGAGGAAGGAUCGAUCUUAGUUCUGAAGCUAUGGUACUGCUAGUUGCCCUAAUCACCAGUUUCUGGGCAGCUAAUUGGGAUGGAAUUUGACCAUGGGGGAGGUUUGCAAGAGCCAGGAACAGAAGAACCGCUGGGCACUUAUACUUACCAUUUGGACCAGUUCAAGAAAGCGCUUUAUUCCUUAUUUCUGAUUGGCCAACGCCCGUCAUUUUCUUACAUGAAGACCAGCACCUUAUUAUAUCAGUCACUAUAUUGGUAGAGCAUCGGUUGAGUGUCAAUCGAGAGUCCAAGCUUAAGGUAUCGGCCGUUACAUCCACAGUGUCGGUGAUAUGGGGGCUCAUACUUGGUGUAAAAACCUGUGAAACUCAUGAGUGACAUAAAACAAUUACAGUAAAAUCCCAGUAACUCAAACUCUGAAGGGAAACACAAAACCGUUCAGGUUAGUGGGCAAUUUGAGUUAUCCGAGUUUGAGUUAUCUAGGUUCUACUGUAAUACAAAGAAGCGACUGAGAAGUGAACACGAUAGAGCCAAGGAAAAUAAUAGCUAGAAAACAAAGAAAACUUCACAGGUUUUUACACCGAGGGUGACCUGAUAUGUGGGUGAUCUGUUGGUGAUCCGCCAGCAAAGUAAUGACCAACUGUCGACCAGUAGACUGUAGUGGCCAUCUACCAGUCGAGGCUUGUUUCAGACUCAACCGAUACUUGACCGACACUUGACCAAGAUAGUGACCAAUAUGUUGACUGACAGUAGACCAUGAUGUCGGCAGGUACAUCAGUCAGUGCCCCCUAUAAGACACAGGAUCCUCAUACAUUUGUAGCCAUAAAAAUAACAGUUCUGUCCUGUUUUGCUUCACCAGGUCUCAACAGUGUUCAGUUGAUUGGUUAUACUGGAAGUGAUCCUCUCAGAGGCAGCACAGAAUUCCAACCAACAAAAUUCAGCUUAGCUACUACAGUUUAUUAUAAGACAAGAAAUGGUAAAAGAUAUAAAUACAGAGAUUUUUAGCUUUCCUUGUACUCUAUUUCUUUGUUACUUCUAAUCUAAUUCUUGUAACAUUCUUUAAUGAUAAAUGAAUUUAUAUUAAUAAUUAAUGUGUUUAUAAUAAGUCAAUAGGAAAAGAAACUUAAUUUAACAAAUGAAGAAGCCUUCACUGUUCUCUGUUCUGUUAUAAAUCAUGGAGGAAGCAGCUAAUGCACCAAAGAAGUGUAGAGGGAACAUGAAAGUAGUCAAGUGUUUCUCCCUACUCUUUGAGUGCUCUAGUCACUUCCUAAGUUCUUUACAACAGAACAGAGCACAUUCAAGGCCUCUUUACUUGUUUUAUGAUAAAAAAUCUGUUAAAUUCCCCACACAUUAAUUUUUUAUUUUGACAGCUGUAGCUGACGUGUUUUAUACUCUCAUAAAGCAAGCUUUUUCAACCAAUCCGAGUGUGUGCCAUUUCUGAAAUUUAUUGUAAAGUUUGGUAAGGCACAUUGUGUGGAUUUAAUGGUUGAAUCUUAAGACAAACUUCUAUAAUGUGACCAUUCAAAAGAAACUUUGUUGUCGGUGUUUUUGCAUGGUACUACCAGUAAUGAUAAUUCGCCAAAAUUUUCCAUGAAAGUAAACUUAAGAGUUCCUUUUUUUCUCUUGACCCAGAGCAGUGUUUUAUGGCAAUUUCAAGAAAAGGCAAUGUCCCCCUGUAAGGACAUUAUGACUGUAAAGAUUUGGCAGUAGAAAGAAGAUUUUAGCUUUCAAGAUUAUUUAUUGUUUCCGUCCUCACCUUUCAUGUUGGUUUUAUUGGAAAAAAUUAUGGAAAUGGUAUUCUCAUGGAAUAACCUACAAUCUGUGAAUUCAUUAUCAGUUUAUGAAAAAAAACUAAACAAAUUUUGUGAUAUUGCAAAGUUGUUUUUUGGCAACAUUCAUGCCAGUGCCUAUCUGAUUUUCUCAAGUCAAGAAAUUGAGCAUUCACCAUAUUCAGCAAGUGGACACUCAUUUGAUCCAUUUGAGAUUGCAUUAGACUUAAAGUUUGCACUACAAUUAGUAUAGGUAAUAGCAUGAUUUGUACUGAUAUUUGGCAUAAAUACCACGAGUAAUAUUUCAAAAUUGUUAUAUGUAAUUUCACGAGCUGUCAGGCAAGUGAAAUUUGAGACAAUUUUGAAAUAUCACAAGUGGUAUUUAUGCCAAAUAUCACAUACAAAUCCUGCUAUUAUUUGUUUAUACCACUGCCCGCAAAGGAUUUGUAGUUUUCACAUGUAGGUAUUUCAAAUUAAGCUGAAAUACCACUGCUCUAAGCCAAUCAAAUUGCAGAAAUUUCUCCUGUAGUAGUAUAAAUGCCAGAAAAACACACAAAAUGGAAAUGGAAUAUCAAUGAAUAUAAUUAUGACAUUGUACAAAAUUCAGAUUUCUAUAUAUCAAGAGUAAGAACUGUUGCGUACAGAAAACACUGACUUAGGUUUUUCGGACCCUACUUAUGGUCAAAGUUUAGCGUGAGCUUUAGAAGUGAGACAUCUCUAAAGAGAUUCAAAGGAAGUAUAAGGAAAAAGGACUUGGGGGCAGGGGGAGGGGGAUUAAUUCAUGGAGAAACGUGUAAGGGAUGCUACUUAGGCACGAUCCGUGUCAGUAUAAAAGUAGCUGUGAAGUAUUUGUAAAAAGAUUAUUUAGAAACCGUUAUCUUAUAUAGUCGAUCAUUAAUUAAGAUUUGGAUCGAACUGAAUUUUUAGAAGCCAAUAUCUUUUAUUAACUACUUUUAAUAGCAUUUAUGUCAGUGUUAACAAAUUUUGAAAUAAUUAGUUUAGCUAUAGUGAUAAAUAUUAAUAUUGUAUUGUGAUAACUAAUUUUUAGGUAAAAGUGUCCCCGAUUAGUGGGCCUCCUUAAGCAUGAUAGAAGACUUUUGACACUUAAAUAAAGUUUGUAUUGUAUUAUAUUAUUGUAAAUGUUUUUGUUUUUGUUUUAAAGAAACACUUGAAAGCAAGACUGAAUGGCAUAACAUCUCAGUUUUCAAACCUUCACUACAGGAGAAAGUUAAUGGAUAUGUAAGGAAGGGGUAAGCCUGUUUUGUAUUUUUAACCAGGUUAUCCAUACUCAUCAUAAGUAUGGUGUCCUUAACAAGGCAGUGAGGUUUUCUUGCUCAAUCUUUAUUACCAGCUUAUAAAUUAAAUAACUAUGACAUGUGAAUGGAAUGUAACAGGAUUCAUAUGUGAAAUUUCUUUCCAAUGUCUUUGUUCAAUUACAUAUACUGAAUGAAAAUAGCUACUUUUGUAUAAACAUCAGUUAGAAUAUUGCAAAAUUAUUUAUUAUCACGAAGACUUCAUGUAGGUUGACUGUGAAACCCAGGAGCCUUCCAGUAAAAACCUUAUGGAAACUAUCUGGAAAAUGAGAUGUCCUGUCAGCAAGAUUGCAUUAUUUUUGUGUCUAUAACUAUAUAGUACAUAAUUAUAGUUAUGUUUAUGUUACAGGUUACAUUAUUUUGAUUUCAGGUUAAAAUUUUUUAACCUAGGUUGAUUCUCAAUUUUGUUCAUCUUCUGGGGCUAGGAGACAAAGACAAUCAGGAAUCCCCCUAGGUUAAAUCAAAAUUAACAUGAAAUCAAAUUUGACCUGUAACAUAUCUAUGGAAUAGAGGAUGCAUCACUUAAACUCACGGUGGAGGAAUUUUUUAAAAAAUUGCUUCAUUAUUUCCUGCAGAACUCGUCUAUUUGUUCAAGGAUCUAUACAAUACAACAACUAUGUAGAUCAGGAAGGAAUCAAGCGGUAUAACACAAGUAUCGUUCCUAGUAAGAGCUCUAUCAACCCUUUAAAAAGUGUUGAGUGUGUGGGAAUUUUAAUUCUUACGCACAUGAGGUGACGCAUGACUUUUGAGUGAAACAGUGUCUCAUCAAAGGUCAAUUUGAUUCAUACAGUGCAUGUAAGAAUACAAAUCUUGCACACCCUUCCUCUUUGUGUAAAUUUGGGCUGCCUGUGACACUACUCCUUACACAGUCAAACCUCUCUAUAAUGUGCCACCUUGGAGACAGAGGUAAGUGGCCUUUGUUGGAACGUGGCGAUUAUGGGAAGGGGUAGGGAUGUAAUGUGAUACCAAUUUUUAGGGAGAGAGUGGUAGUGAAAUAGGUCAAUGAAACAGAGAGUACAAUAAUGUCCAGAACAAAAAUAUUAUCAAAAGAAAUUGGGUAAAUCCUUUGUUUUUCGUGGCGGUUGUCGGUGGCAGAUUCAGAUCUUCAAGUAACUGAGGGGGCUCACUCUCUCAGACUUUAAGAUAAUAGUGGGGCCAGACCUCGGAAAUAACUUUUCUCAGCCUAUCAAGUUUCUGUUUGUCCUGAAACUAAGGUGGGGCCCAGGGCUCCACCCCCAGAUCUGCCACGUGUUGUGGAGACAUUAUUUGAGCAGUUGGGAUGCACUUGAACGACCCUUUCCAUUGUGACCAGGUGGUCAUUAAAGAGAGGUGAAAAUAAGAUUCAAUGUAUAGACUGCCCGACUGGGAUAUAUAACAAAAGCCAUUUUGGGAAGGUAACGUCCCUUGUUAAGAGGUGGUCAUUAUUAGAGAAUGGACUGUAUGUGACACAACUUGCUGCCCUAUUUUUUUAGAUACACUACCCAAAAACCAAAAACAAACGAACCAUUGAAAAUCCGAAUAAAGUAA
Molecule: messenger RNA, 4848 nt
Organism: Porites evermanni
Lineage: Eukaryota; Metazoa; Cnidaria; Anthozoa; Scleractinia; Poritidae
Source: the annotation of a GenBank genome assembly